This is a messenger RNA of Laccaria bicolor S238N-H82, 765 nucleotides long. RefSeq lists its product as uncharacterized. NCBI's taxonomy places the organism in Eukaryota, Fungi, Basidiomycota, Agaricomycetes, Agaricales, Hydnangiaceae. The transcript is spliced from 7 exons. The coding region runs from base 1 to 765 and encodes 254 amino acids. The record is from RefSeq and is a predicted model, not a curated record.
AUGCCCUCUUCAAGAGGCACAGGCCUUACGAUUUCGGGCGCAACUUUCAACGAGGUAUCCAGUGGCAACGUGCAUGUCGCCAACUGCCAUCGCGGCAGCGCCAACCCUAACUACUACGAAGGGGGCAAUGUCUAUAAACUAACAAAUAACGGAAUGGUCAAAGGGCAAAUGUAUCACGGGGGCAUGCAUGACCCCAAUUAUAUCAAGGAAUGUCCAGUUCUCGCAGGUGUCGAGUACGCUUUCUGUAACAACGAGAGUUUCGAAACAGAACUCCGCGGCAACAACUACAUGGGUUUGAGGUCUGAGAAGGCAAGGAACUAUGGCAGUCCCUCGAACAACUACGUAAGGAGUAACGUUAGCCAUAUUGAAAAUAACGGUACCCCUCCCUCGCUUCUCAGCCAGAAGAGCCCAUUGAAGACAACACACACGGAGAAUACAUGUAAUUACUCACCGUAUGAUAUUGCAGACCGUCCUUCAAGCGUCGCAUCAAGCAAUGACGACCUUGAUCCAUAUUCCAGGUCUGCGAAAUUCAGCAUUUACGGCCCACCUCAAAGUUCAUACCAUACGGGCUACGGAGGUCCUGAACCUCCACGGAGCUCCUACGAUCUCCCACGCUUCCCUAUUUCUCAGGCAGAUGAUCCUCCUCCACCUUACGCCAAUUAUCCCUCGGCUCAUUCGAGUUCUUCGUACCCAGCCAACGCUCCUUACACUACUGCGCCGUACGAUUAUAAGUAUGCCAUGAAUGUGUUCCGCCAACCUAAAUAA